This is a messenger RNA of Heteronotia binoei (common prickly gecko), 1440 nucleotides long. RefSeq names its product exosome component 7 (gene EXOSC7). The transcript has 8 exons. Gene Ontology annotation, cellular component: cytoplasmic exosome (RNase complex); nuclear exosome (RNase complex). Gene Ontology annotation, biological process: U1 snRNA 3'-end processing; nuclear mRNA surveillance; U5 snRNA 3'-end processing. The record is from RefSeq and is a predicted model, not a curated record. NCBI's taxonomy places the organism in Eukaryota, Metazoa, Chordata, Lepidosauria, Squamata, Gekkonidae. Bases 449 to 1321 code for a protein of 290 amino acids.
CCGAUUAAAGUCAAUGGCGACUUACUUCUGAACUAAGCCCACCGGAGAGGAUGCACCGAGCUGGCCGGGGGGGGGGGGGCACGCAUGCCGCUCUCGAUCGAGCAGCAGCCCUCCUCUUGCCCAGAAAAGAGCUACGUUGGUUUUGUAACGCGGUAGUUUCCCCGGCUAGCCCCAUCUGGCACCUCCCAGCGCCAAGCAUCCCUUUCCACCCGCGAGUGACGUAGAAGCAGCAGGGGAGGAAAGCAUGAAUCAGGCCGUGGGAAGGCGCGAGGCCGCUUCGCCUGCCAGGGGAAGGGAGGAGAGAGCACUGGAAGGAAGCGGGUGACGCGCUUAGGAUGCGCCGUGGGAGCGGGCGGGGCUGGGGGAACGCGCCGUACCUCACGGUAUAGCUGGGGCUUCCUUUGCUAACGUCACCGGUUUUGGACAGGCUGAGUUUGCAUGAGACGUCAUGGCGUCCGUGGUAUUGAGCGAAGCGGAGAAAGUGUACAUCAUGCACGGUGUCCAGGAGGAUCUUCGGGUUGAUGGCCGUGGCUGUGAAGAUUAUAGAUGUAUUGAAGUGGAAACAGAUGUUGUAUCUAAUACAAGCGGUUCUGCUCGAGUGAAACUAGGACACACAGAUAUCCUGGUUGGAGUGAAAGCAGAAAUGGGAACUCCCAAGCUGGAUAGACCAAAUGAAGGCUACUUGGAAUUCUUUGUGGAUUGUUCAGCAAAUGCCACUCCUGAAUUUGAAGGCCGUGGUGGAGAGGAACUUGGCACAGAAAUCGCAAACACCCUUUACAGAAUAUUUAACAAUGAAAGUAGCAUAGACUUGAAGUUGCUUUGUAUUAAUCCCAGAGAGCACUGUUGGGUGCUUUAUGUAGAUGUCUUGCUACUGGAAUGCGGUGGCAACUUGUUCGAUGCUAUCUCUGUUGCAGUCAAAGCUGCACUGUUUAAUACCAGGAUACCCAAAGUGCGUGUUUUGGAGGAAGAAGGAGGACGGGAAAUUGAACUUUCUGAUGAUCCCUUUGACUGUAUUCGACUUAAUGUUGAGAACGUACCCUGCAUUGUCACACUCAGCAAAAUUGGCUAUAGGCAUGUAGUGGAUGCCACCCUUCAGGAGGAAGCGUGCUCUUUAGCUAGCCUCCUCAUUUCUGUCACCAGUAGAGGUACUCUAACUUGUAUGAAGAAAGUAGGGAGAGGAAGCCUUGAUCCAGAAAGUAUAUUUGAGAUGAUGGAGACAGGAAAGAGAGUAGGAAAGCUUUUGCACACCUCCCUGCAAACUGUCUUAGAUGAAGAAGAGAACCUUGGAACAACGCGCAAAAAAGUUGGAUUCUUGGGAUGAACUCCAUUGUUACAGCCAACUGAAUGGAAAUCUAUUGAGAGUUUUUAUUUGUAGUUUUUUUUAAAAAAAAACAAAGAUUAAUGUAUAUUCUUUAAAUAAAGGCACAGAGGUUUUUUCCA